AUGCCCCCCCGCAAGCCGCCCGCCGCCGUCCUCGACGCCGGUCACGCCACCACCACGACGAGUAGACAAUCGUCGGCGUCCUGCAAGAGGAGCCGCACCAGAAUCCGAAGCACCGAGGAGUACGAGGAGGAGACCCGCCUCGGCGAGGGCGGCUUCGGCUGCGUCCUCCUGGCGCGCCACCGCGACACCCGCAAGAUCGUCGCCAUCAAGUACCUCCACUGGCCGGACGGGUCCCAGCAGCCCCCCGACGCCGCCGAGCUUCUGCGGGAGGCCCGAUUCCUCGAGGCCUGCGACGGGAACCCCUACGUCGUCGGCUUCGAGGGCCUGGUGCGCGACCCCGACAACGGCGCCUUCGGCCUCGUCAUGGAGUACGUCGCCGCGCCGAGCCUCCACAAGUUCCUGCGGAACAGGCGCAGCGGCCAGCCGCUCCCGGAGUCCACCGUGCGCGCCAUCAUGUGGAAGCUCCUCACCGGUGCCAAGACGAUGCACGGCCGCCACGUCGUCCACCGCGACAUCAAGCCCGGCAACAUCCUCGUCGGCCAAGACGGGGAGCUCGUCAAAAUCUGCGACUUUGGGCUGGCGAUCUCCAUGUCCGAGCUGCCGCCGUACAACCAGGCCGGCACGCCGUUCUACGUGGCGCCCGAGGUGCUCCUGGGGAAGCGGGACUACGACGCGCUCGUGGACACGUGGUCUAUCGGCUGCGUCAUGGCCGAGAUGCUCACCGGUAAGACGCUGUUCCUCGGCGAUGAUGACGACGACGCCGCAGACAAUGAGAUCGUCCAGCUCUGGAGCAUCUUCCGCUUGCUCGGGACGCCGGACGAGAGGACGUGGCCGGAGUUCACGUCGCUGCCGCUCACCGCAAAGGCGCUGAAACUGCUACCGCGGGGGCACAAGCACGACAAGCUGCGGGAACUGUUCCCUCAAGAGAAGCUGUCCGAGCAUGGGUUCCAGGUGUUGCAAGGCCUUCUCACGUGCAACCCCAACCAGCGACUGACGGCGGCCACGGCGCUCAAGCACCGAUGGUUUGCUGCUCCUCGUACAGCCGCCGCCGCUCCAAAGGUCGAAAAGAAGGCACCAAGGACCAAGUUCAUCCCGCCGGCCAUGCCGCAGAAGAAUCUACUCAAAAUUCCACUCGCCGUGUGGAACGCAGCACAACAAGUGUAG
Messenger RNA from Triticum turgidum subsp. durum (durum wheat), 1164 nucleotides. NCBI's taxonomy places the organism in Eukaryota, Viridiplantae, Streptophyta, Magnoliopsida, Poales, Poaceae. The record is from the annotation of a GenBank genome assembly.